GGAAGUGGGGCAGCCGGGCGGAGCGGGCGUGUGUGCGGGUCGGCCCGGGCUGCGCCUCCUGCCCGUCUACGAGAACCCGGACUCCAGGUAUCCCGGGAUGACCGCCUGGGUGCCUCCCGAUGCGCUGGGUCGGAGGGUCUCGUGUGGCACCGACUACGGGACUGUGCGCUAUAUGGGCAGCGUGGCUCGUACAUCAGGAAUUUGGCUGGGUGUGGAAUGGGAUGAUCCUCAGAGAGGAAAACAUGAUGGCUGCUACGAAGGGACACAGUACUUUAAGUGCAGGCAUCCUAAAGGAGGAUCAUUUAUCCGGCCAAACAAGGCAAAUUUUGGAGUAGAUUUUCUUACUGCAGUAAAGGAUCGGUACGGAUUGAAUGAUAAGAGUGAAAACAAAAUGAAAUUUCCAUCUACAUCAGCUUCUAUAUCCAGUGCAUUUUCAAAUUUGAAGAUUCUGGCACUUAAUCAAACUGAAAUAACAUGGACAGAGGUUCUUCUCUGUGCUCAAGGAUGGCCAGCACUUGAAGAGUUGUACCUUUCUUCUAAUAGUAUUACAGUUUUGGAAAGGCCUGAUAAUGUCCUGAAGACCCUGAAGUUGUUAGACCUUUCAGACAACCAGUUACUGGAUGGAAAUCAACUGCAUCUAAUAGCACAUCUCCCCAGAUUAGAACAGCUAAUACUUAGAAACACUGGCAUAUCUUCUAUACACUUUCCUGAUGCUGGAUUUGGCUGCAAGACUAAAAUGUUUCCUUCACUAAAACGCCUUGCAAUAAAUGACAAUAAAAUAUCACAGUCUCUGGAAAGUUAUACAAUUACAUUAUGUGCCAUUCCUGUGUCAGUACAGAUCCUUCCUGCUGAAAGAAGAGGAGCAGAGCUUGAUUAUCGCAAAAUAUUUGGAAAUGACUGGUUAGAAGCUGGUGGGCAUUGGGACCCAGAGAAAAACAAACCAAGCGAAGAAUUUCUUGCUGCCCAUCCCAGAUACCCAUCACUCUGUCUUAAAUAUGGUGCACCUGAAGAAGGAGAACUGAAGGGACGACAGCCUUUGACUCUGAAAAAUCAGCUUCUGACUUUGACAAUUAAGUGUCCUGAGAAACCUGAACAGAAGCCAGUAGAGAAAAAGCUACCAGAGUCUAUGACUAUUCAGAAGGUCAAAGGACUGCUGUAUCGCCUAUUUAAAAUUCCUGGUUCAGAACUGAAACUGUCCUACGAAAGUUCUAAACUGGAAGGAAAAGAAGUUGAACUAGACAAUGACUUAAAGCCUUUGCAGUUUUACUCAAUAGAAAGUGGAGACUGUGUGUUAGUACGGUGGUAAGAAGGGACUCUUGCUAGACUGAAGGAAAAGCUGACACAGGAACUGCAGAAGAGUGACAGAGUGGCCGCAGGCAGUAUGGACAGCCUGUGCCUGAACACACCUAUGGGCGAAUACGAGUUUCACACGUGGCACCAGAGGGCUGUACAACUGUACUUUCAGCUCCUCAACUCAGUCAUCAGCCUCCCUGAAAGCAUCUGCUCAUUUCUCUUACUUGAGAGAUACCAAAUAGUACUUAAAUGCUUUAAUUAAAUAAAACUCAAGGUAACCCUUCUGCCUUCCCACUGCAGCAGUGAGAAUUUGUUUUACUGAACCGAGUACAGGGUUUAGUUGUGAUCUCUUUGCUUACACGACAAGAUUAGUGCUGCACUGAGAGGCUACUUGCUUUUUGUUUUCACCUACGUCCAGCAACCUUAAAGCAAAUGAAACCCAGCAGUAAUUUUAGAAGUACCUACACAGCCUUAGACUAUUAAAAGUCAAAAUCUGACAGACCUUUAUUCUACCCUACAGUGUUAACAUACCAUAGUAUAAAUAAGUUCUCAGCACACUGCAAGGCAAUGCUACUUAUUUUACAUUCUUUAGUGUGCUUGUCCUCAAUCUUACUUUACUUUCCCUUGUGUAACCUCAGAUUCAUAUCUAAUAACACAGUGAGUUCUCAGAAAUCCCUCCUAAGUUUGCAGUACUUGAAGAUUUGGUAUAAGCAAACUUUGAUACUGUUUUUAUCUAAAAUGGCAAUGGUAUAAACAAAGUAAGCAUAAAUCCUAAUCCCAUUGCUGUCCCAGCCCCUGCACAGAUGAGGGCAACCCUUUAGACAGCACAGAGCCUGCUGCAGCAAGACUUACCGGAUGCCCUGGUGCUGAGCACAGCUCUCCACUGGAUCCUGGUACUGCUCUAUACUGAGUUAAAUCAGUAAUUCUUUAAUUUACAAAAGACAGGCUAGUUGGCAUUCUUAAGUGCAUUUAUUAAUUACAAGUAGGUCUUUACCUUUAUAUAAAAAGGAAAUUUUUUUAUCUUAAGCAUUUUGGUUUUUGUCAGAUCAAUCUAUACUAUAGAAAAUGAAUAGUAUCAGUCCACUUCUAGUUAUCAAAAGGGAUGUGCAAAUAUUGUUAUGCUUAAGUUGAAACCCAACAUUAAAAGGUACCUUAAUAUUUCUUAUUGUUCCUGGAAUAAAUCAAAAUGUACACUUUUUCAUGAUCAUUAUACACUACCCUGUUUUCCAAGGCAAGUCCAUCAUCUUUCCUCACAUCUACAUGGAUCUCCACACAGUUCCUUUAAUCUCCACAGCUCUUUCAGUUCCUGGGGAGAGUACUGGGGGGAAGACAGCAUGCCACUCUCACAUGUCUUCUCACACAACCAAAGACCAUCCUGUUAGAGAGAGAACCAUUUCAAUAGUUUUUCUUACAAACUAUUUAGUCCCCAGGAAUUUUCACUUUCAAGAAUCGGGUGUUCUUUGUUUAUAGCAACAAACUUUGCACACAAAGGUCCCCAAAAGAUCUGCUCAACCUAAUCAGAGAAUCUGAGAGGUAGGGAUGGCAUCUGCAGGUGGUUUGUGGGGGUUUUGUGGUUUAUCUUUGAAAUACAUCUUCAAAUUUUGGUGUUUUUUUUUCCUCUGGAUUUUAAUUCAAUGGUUGUUUCAAUUUCUUUUUAA
This is a messenger RNA of Lepidothrix coronata (blue-crowned manakin), 2951 nucleotides long. It is a transcript of the gene TBCE, whose product is annotated as tubulin folding cofactor E. Lineage: Eukaryota; Metazoa; Chordata; Aves; Passeriformes; Pipridae. The record is from RefSeq and is a predicted model, not a curated record. Gene Ontology annotation, molecular function: protein binding. Bases 98 to 1306 code for a protein of 402 amino acids. The transcript is spliced from 14 exons.